AUGGCCUGCUGCACCACUAGCUUCUGUGGGUUUCCCAGCUGUUCCUGCGGCACCUGUGGCCCCAGCUGCUGCCAGCCCAGCUGUUGCCAGACCAGCUGCUGCCAGCCCAGCUGCUGCCAGCCCACCUGCUGCCAGCCCAGCUGCUGCCAGCCCACCUGCUGCCAGACCAGCUGCUGUGGGACCGGCUGUGGGAUGGGCUGUGGGACCGGCUGUGGGACCGGCUGUGGCACUGGCUGUGGCCAGGCUGGUGGCUGUGGAGCUAUGAGCUGCCGCACCAGGUGGUGCCGCCCUGACUGCCGCGUGGAGGACACCUGCCUGCCCCCCUGCUGUGUGAUGAGCUGCACCCCCCCAACCUGCUGCCAGCUGCACCAUGCCCAGGCCUCCUGCUGCCGCCCAUCCUACUGUGGACAGUCUGCCUGCCGCCCAGCCUGCUGCUGCUACUGCUGCCAGCCCACCUGCUGUGAGCCCACCUGCUAA
This is a messenger RNA of Molossus molossus (Pallas's mastiff bat), 477 nucleotides long. RefSeq names its product keratin-associated protein 1-3-like. The transcript has a single exon. NCBI's taxonomy places the organism in Eukaryota, Metazoa, Chordata, Mammalia, Chiroptera, Molossidae. Gene Ontology annotation, cellular component: keratin filament. Bases 1 to 477 code for a protein of 158 amino acids. The record is from RefSeq and is a predicted model, not a curated record.